This is a messenger RNA of Fusarium keratoplasticum, 966 nucleotides long. RefSeq names its product Ribokinase. The record is from RefSeq and is a predicted model, not a curated record. NCBI's taxonomy places the organism in Eukaryota, Fungi, Ascomycota, Sordariomycetes, Hypocreales, Nectriaceae. The transcript has a single exon. Gene Ontology annotation, biological process: D-ribose metabolic process. Gene Ontology annotation, molecular function: ribokinase activity. The coding region runs from base 1 to 966 and encodes 321 amino acids.
AUGGCCUCUCCUGCUAGCCUUCCGCGCAUUACCAUCCUGGGAUCCCUCAACAUGGACCUCGUCGCCUAUGUGCCACAUCAUCCCUUGCCAGGUGAAACUCUCACCUCGAACCACUUCAACACGUCCCCCGGCGGCAAGGGCGCCAACCAGGCCGUCGCUUGCGGCAAGCUCUCACGCGCCGCUGACCUGACCAACGCCUCGGCCGUCGUCUCCAUGGUGGGUGCCGUUGGCGCCGAUCCAUACGGUACCCUCCUGCUCGAUAGCCUCCGCUCCUUCGGCGUCGCCGUCGAUGCCGUUGCCGUCCGCCAAGACCAGAAGUCUGGCCUGGCCAUCAUCGUCGUUGACGAGCCCUCUGGCCAGAACCGCAUCAUCCUCUCGCCUGAGGCCAACCACUCUCUGCGCCCCUCGGAUUUCGAGUCCCUCCCUGGGCCUCGCCCCGACCUUCUGAUUAUGCAGCUUGAGAUUCCUUUUGAUACAGUCAUCCAGGCCCUGAAGGCUGCCAAGGCUGACGGCGUCCCCGUCCUCCUCAACCCGGCUCCUGCUCAGCCCUUGCCUGAGGAUGCCUACGAGGGCCUGGCUCAUCUCGUAGUGAACGAGACCGAGGCGGCCAUUCUUGCAGACUGUGCCGAGUCCGAGCUGGACGACCUCGACGGCUUGAACCGUGUUGGCCGUGUCUUUAUCGAUAGAGGAGUCCAGAACGUCAUCAUCACUCUGGGUGGCCGAGGCGUCUACUACGUCAACAAGGGAGGCAAAAGCGCGCUGCUUCCUGCCACUAAGACGACGGUGGUGGACACCACUGCUGCCGGUGACACCUUUGUUGGUUCCUACGCCCUCGCUGUUGUAGCUGCACAAGGCGACGACUUUGACAUUGAGGCGGCCGUCACCACGGCAAACCGAGCGGCUGCCAAGACGGUCUCACGCAAGGGUGCUCAGAUCUCUAUUCCUUGGAAGGACGAGCUAGAGUAA